Molecule: messenger RNA, 1254 nt
Organism: Mucor mucedo
Lineage: Eukaryota; Fungi; Mucoromycota; Mucoromycetes; Mucorales; Mucoraceae
Exons: 5
Coding region: 1-1254 (417 amino acids)
Molecular function (GO): dipeptidase activity
Source: RefSeq, a predicted model, not a curated record
AUGGAGCAAUUACCUGCUUAUCAAGAUAUUGCUCAAGCCAUGGAUAAACUCGACGUCAAGUGCGACUCAGAACUCGAGCAUAUUAUUGAAAGUGCCAUCAAUGACAUUGAUGCUGAACUUCGAAGCAUUAGUCUUGACCUUCAUGCUCAUCCCGAAACCGGUAUGAAGGAAGUUCAUGCUCAUCAAGUUUUGACUGACUACCUUGAAUCCAAAGGCUUCAAAGUCACUCGUCAUGCCUAUGGUAUGGAAACUUCCUUUAUGGCUGAAUACAGUCGUGGAUCCGGUAGAAGAGUCGGUGUCUGUGCAGAAUACGAUGGACUUCCCGGUCUUGGUCAAGGAUGUGGUCAUAAUUUAAUUGCGAUCAGUGGUCUCGCUACUGCCAUCGGUAUCAAGGCUGCCAUUGAAAGCGGAAAGGCUUCCGGUAAAGUUGUUUUAUUUGGUACUCCUGCUGAAGAAUUAUCGAUUGGUAAGAUUCGACUUGUUGCAAAGCGUGCUUUCCAAGACAAUGUAGAUGUUUGUGUCAUGUUACAUCCUACUUCUUAUGACCAUCAAUAUGCUGCCUUCAUUGCUAUUAAUGAUGUCCAUGUCGAGUUCUUUGGUUCACCCAGUCAUGCUUCUGCCGCUCCUUGGAAGGGUGUGAAUGCUUUAGAUGCUCUUGUACAAACCUGGAACGGUAUCAGUAUGAUGCGUCAACAGCUUUUACCUACUGACCGUGUGCACGGUAUUGUGACUGACGGUGGCCAAGCACCCAAUGUGAUUCCCGAACAUACUUCUGCCUUUUUCUUUAUCCGUACCACUAAAUACACACAAGCCCCUCGUCUCCAAAAGAAAUUGGAAGCUUGUUUCGAAGCUGCUGCAUUGGCUACAGGAUGUAAGGUCAAAUAUACCUGGAGAGAGAUUGGUAUUACCAAGAAUGUGGUUCAAAAUCAAGUGAUGGCAGAUACGUAUGCUGCCCAUAUGGAGAAAUACGGUAUCAAAUUCCCUUCAGAAGAAGAACAAAUUCGUGCUGGUGGUGGAUCUACGGAUAUGGGUAACGUGAGUUACGAAAUGCCUUGUAUUCAUCCUGCCUAUGGUAUUCAUACUACCGCUUCCAACCAUACCAUUGAAUUCACUGCAGCUGCAAAGACAUUGACAGCUCAUAAAGAUACCAUUCGUGCUACCAAGUGUCUUGCUGCUACUGGUGUCGAAGUCUUAUUGAAUGAUGAAUACUAUAACCGUGUUCAACAGCAAUUUAAGGAGAACCUUGCCCAAUAA